AUGGAAGUGGACGACAUCUCGGCUAAUUUUCUGAUUCGUUCAUCCUAUGAUGUUUUUCCGUCAUCUACGAAUUUAGUAAGAUGGAACGUCUCAGAGAAUGGCUUAUGCAAAUGCGAAAAGGUCGGAACACUGAAACAUAUUCUUUCCAACUGUUUGGAAGGGUAUAAAUUGAAUAGGUAUACAUGGAGACACAACCUGGUCCUGAAGAUUAUCUUCAAUGUUAUGAAGAACCAAAUUCAUCUCAACAACACUAAGAAAAAACCGUUGAAAGAACCAUCUAGAGAUUUUAUUACCUUCGGUUUAAAGAAGAACAAAAAACUUCCUAUGAGAGAUGAAAAGUGGAACGGCUAUUCGGAAGUGACUGCAGAUUUACCUGGUUAUAAUCGAGCGACUAGUCUCUCGAGUAGAGAAGAGGAAGAGCAUGAAGAAAAAGAACACAACAAACAAGAUAUCGAAGUUUUAUCUCAAUCCGAUACUGAGAACCAAUUAGAUUUAGCAAACGAUUUCGAUGGUAAUGACAAUGACAACGAUAAUGAGGGUAGCGAGAAUACAGACGAAGAUAAUGAAAGCAAAGAAGAAGAGGAGGCGGAAGAAGAAGAAGAGGGGGAGGAGGAGGAGGAGGAGGAAGAAGAAGAGGAGGAAGAGGAAAAAGAAAAACAAGAAAAACAAGAACAAAUAGCAGAACCAGAAGUAAAUUACAAAAAGGGUGAUAGAAAUGAAAACAGUUACUCCAAAGAGGAGAUUCCAAUACAUGUGAAAGAAGAAGUCAAUACCAGCAUCCAGUUUCUUGAGAGACAUCAUCACCACAAACAUCAUCAUCAACACCACCAUCUUUAUCGUCAACAACAACAUCAACACUAUCACUAUCAGGAGAACAGUCAGAGUCAACAACAGCAGCAAUCACAGGAGCCGACGGUAUUAAAUGGUGUUAAAAUAUUAGCAGACGACACACAUCGUGAAUCAUUGUUGGCUUUCAGUAAGACUUCACAAGAUGACACCACUGUUACCACUGCUACUACCUCAUUCCCUACUACAGCAACUACUGCUGGUGUUUUAAACAUUUCUACUAGCAAUAACAACACCAUUAGUAUAAUUACAACACAUACGAUCGAUGUUAAAGAUAGCAAAUCAUAUCACAUCAGUAACACUACCUCAGCAACCACAACCACAACCACAACCACAACUACAACUCCAUCAACAAACAACAUUAUAGAUAUCAACAAUACAGCUAACAGCAUAAAUUUCAACAACAGCUGCUAUUCUCAGAGCAACAAAAGCAACGUUAAUAGCAAAACAAAUAAGACGGUCUCAUCACACAAUAAUGAUGAAGACAAUGCAGAUGAGGAAAGCAAAAGACGAACAAUUUCACUUAAUGUUAUCAAAAAUAUACACACCAAUGACAAUUUUUUGCUUCCACCUAUAACUCUAAUUAAAAAAGAGUUUGGAGAUCGAGACAAGCUGCCUGCGACUAAUUCCACAGGUUGGGAAAAUAAUAUUUUGCCCCAUAUGGAAAACAGACAAAAGAAAAUUGAUCUAGCAUACGGAAACGAGCUCAAUUACCAUACUGAAAAGCAUUUACGCAGUUCAAAUGAUGCCAAUUUAAUUGUGGAGAAUCGACCAGAAUCUCUGAAUAACAACCGUUGUUUCGGAAGACUAGACUGUAGAAAUGAGACUUCUGCCAACAGUUGUAGAGAUAAACCACGCAAAAAGAGGUCAAGAGCUGCUUUUUCACACGCUCAGGUAUUCGAACUGGAAAGCCGGUUCCGAAGACAACGCUAUCUUUCCGGCCCGGAAAGAGCGGAUUUAGCACAGAUAUUAAAACUAACUGAAACACAGGUAAAAAUAUGGUUUCAAAAUCGAAGAUACAAAACAAAGCGGCGUCAACUACAGCAAGAACAGGCUUUAGCUGCUUCCGCCAAAAAAGGGACUGUGAAACUCCUUGUUAAAGAUGGUAAAAGAUUGUAUAACCCUGAAGAAAUGAGCCGGCCGUUUUUCUACCCUUCAGUACCAAUUCCCGGCUUAAGCUUUUUCUACUACCUCCCUGAGGAAUCAAUGAUUUAUUGAUUUAAACAGAAAUAAAGUUCAAAAGGAUUGAACCUAACGUCUAGAUAUACUUCUAACUGUCUGUCAUUACUUACACUCACACACACACACAUACUUUCGUACGUACACACACGUGCAUUCUCUGAUAUAUAUUAAUGUGAAAUUCACAUACUCUUGAAAUCACUUUGGCCAUCUUCAUCUGAUGACUAUUCCGAUUUUCUUACUGGAAGGAAGAACAUAAUUAUACAUUCAUUUUACUAUAUUACUUUUGUGUAAUCUCUUCGAUAUUUGAACAAA
Molecule: messenger RNA, 2340 nt
Organism: Octopus bimaculoides (California two-spot octopus)
Lineage: Eukaryota; Metazoa; Mollusca; Cephalopoda; Octopoda; Octopodidae
Biological process (GO): brain development; neuron differentiation; central nervous system development
Cellular component (GO): nucleus
Molecular function (GO): RNA polymerase II cis-regulatory region sequence-specific DNA binding; DNA-binding transcription factor activity, RNA polymerase II-specific
Source: RefSeq, a predicted model, not a curated record